Messenger RNA from Saccostrea echinata, 1227 nucleotides. RefSeq lists its product as uncharacterized. The transcript is spliced from 4 exons. The coding region runs from base 40 to 1098 and encodes 352 amino acids. Gene Ontology annotation, molecular function: chloride channel activity. The record is from RefSeq and is a predicted model, not a curated record. NCBI's taxonomy places the organism in Eukaryota, Metazoa, Mollusca, Bivalvia, Ostreida, Ostreidae. Gene Ontology annotation, cellular component: membrane; endoplasmic reticulum.
CAGAGACAUGCAAAACUUGUAUUGAUCAAAGUAACAGGAAUGCUUUCAUUCAUAUCCGUAGUUGCAUAUUUUCUUUGGAAAUAUUAUCUUGCUCAACAAAAUCUCAGGAGAAAUCAACUAGAAGAAGAUUCAUACCUGUCAAACCUUAUAAAUAAAUUAUGGAAAUCUGAAGAAGUAAAAUCUGCAGAGUCUUCAUCAGUUACUUCAGAAUUUUGGAAUUCCAUAUUAACUGACUGUGAAGUUGUGAAACUAUGGACAGUUGACUUCAUCUGCUUAUUCAUUCCAAGGGGAAUAACUUCUAUAGUAGCCAGAACUAUACAAGUGAUAUGUGCUGCAUUAUUAAUUUUUAUAAUUGUGACCAGAUAUUGUGGAUAUGUUUUCUGGAGAAUAGGAAAACAAAGUGAGAGUAAAACCAAGAAAAAAACUAAGAAGAACUCCAGUACUUCCUUCCUUGAUCAGCUGACAUUAAGGAGUGUGCUAGGGUUCUUGACAAUCUUGACUUUACUGCUAAGUAUUCCGUUUGAGUACAUGAGACUGUAUCAGGAACAAGUCGCCAAGAAAGUUGCUGUGAUGAAAGUUGGUGCUCCCAGAGAAUGUGUCCCUCAGGAAAUGAACUUCAUGGAGAGUCUUAAAUACUGGAUAAACUGGGAGCUCUCCUGGGUUCAUGACCCCUGUGAGAAGUACCAUAAGGCAAUGCUUGUGGACCCUUUAUGGGAAAUAUCACCACUGCUUGUCCUGUGGUCAGCUCUUGUGAGAGGCAUUCUUCAUCCCAUUGAACUUUUCUUCUCCAGCAUUGGGAAAUCUUUUAAACUUUUCUUCAGUGAAAUUCCAGCUCAGUGGCAGCCAUUCAUGUUUAUACUGAUUGUUUUUGUUUUUGUUGUUGUUAUGGUGAUGAGUUUUAGCUACAGGAUCUCCCUUCCUUUUAUCCUCAAGAUAGAACCAAAGACCCCAGUCAUACAAAAAACUACAAGCAAGGUGCAACAAUGUGCUAAAAAGGAGGAGAAAUCUUGUAAACCUCUCUGUGCACAAGAAGAGAAGACUGCAUCAUGUGCAACAGUAAAAAAUUGUGAUUUGGAUAAAAAGAAAAUUUUAAUAUAAAAAUUGUCAGUAUUAUUAUUAAGUAUAUCAAAUCAAUGACAAUGAAAUUCAGGCCCAUUUUAUAUUAGAUUAUGGACUUAAUUUAUUUUAAUAACUUCUCCAAUGUUUGUUUUACCAUAAUUAUGUAAU